Molecule: messenger RNA, 3795 nt
Organism: Chrysochloris asiatica (Cape golden mole)
Lineage: Eukaryota; Metazoa; Chordata; Mammalia; Afrosoricida; Chrysochloridae
Gene: CDON
Product: cell adhesion associated, oncogene regulated
Exons: 19
Coding region: 1-3795 (1264 amino acids)
Biological process (GO): nervous system development; cell-cell adhesion; axon guidance
Cellular component (GO): axon; plasma membrane
Molecular function (GO): protein binding
Source: RefSeq, a predicted model, not a curated record
AUGCAUCCAGACCCUGGGUCCUUAGAGACGCUGCUGUGUGGAACUCUUCUGAUUCUGUGCUCUUCUGUAAGUGCAGACUUGACACCUUCUUUUAUUUUGGAACCACUCUCUGUUGUCCAGAAACUUGGUGGACCAGUAGUACUACAUUGCUCUGCUAAGCCUGGGACCGUUCAUAUCUCAUGGUUACUUAAUGGAAAAAGGUUGGAUAGAAACAUGGAACAGAUUAUGAUUCAUCAGGGGACUUUGACUAUUCUUUCUCUUAACCCCUCCCUUUCGGGUUACUACCAGUGCAUUGCCAAUAAUAGCAUCGGUGCAAUUUUGAGUGGUCCUGCCACAAUAUCCACAGCAGUUCUUGGUGAUUUUGGUUCAUCAACAAAGAAUAUUAUUACAGCCGAGGAAAAAAGUACUGGAUUUAUUGGCUGCAAGGUACCAGAUAGUAACCCCAAAGCUGAGGUGCGCUAUAAAAUCCGGGGAAAAUGGCUGAAACAUUCCACAGAUAAUUACUUAAUCCUUCCAUCAGGAAAUCUUCAGAUUUUGAAUGUAUCUUUAGAGGACAGGGGAUCAUAUAAAUGUGCAGUGUAUAAUCCUGUGACACAGGAACUGAAAGUUGAACCCAUUGGCCAAAAGCUCCUUGUGAGUCGCCCUUCUUCAGAUGAUUUUUACAUUCUUCACCCCACUCUUUCUCAGUCACUAGCUGUUCUUUCUCAUAGUCCUGUAACCCUGGAGUGUGUAGUGAGGGGAGUCCCCAUUUCUCAAGUGUACUGGUUGAAGGAUGGCCAGGAUGCUGUGCUGGGAAGCAGUUGGAGACGGUUGUAUUCGCAUCUUACCACGGAUAGCAUUGACCCAUUGGACUCUGGAAACUACUCUUGUGUGGUGGGAAACAAGUCUGGGAACCUAAAGCAUGUGACUUACAUGGUGAAUGUUCUUGAACAUGCUUCAAUUUCUAAAGGACUGCAGGAUCAGACAGUGUCUCUGGGUGCCACAGUACAUUUUUCUUGUGAUGUUCAUGGUAACCCAGUCCCCAACUGUACCUGGUUUCAUAAUGCACAACCUGUUCAUCCUUCUCCACGCCAUCUAACUGCAGGAAAUGGAUUGAAAAUUAGUGAUGUUACCAUGGAAGAUUCUGGGCUGUAUCAGUGUAUAGCAGAUAAUGGGAUUGGAUUUAUGCAGUCUACUGGGAGACUUGAAAUUGAAAAAGACAAUGGAUUCAAGCCAGUUAUAAUUACAGCACCAGCAAGUGCAAAGGUGGUAGAUGGAGAUGUUGUUACUUUGUUCUGCAAUGCCACUGGACUGCCAGUUCCAAUCCUUCGUUGGUAUGACAGCCAUGGGUUGAUAACCAGCCACCCAUCUCAGAUCCUUCGAUCUAAAUCCCCAAGAUCACACUUAGCGAAGCCUGAAGCUGUUAACCUGGACCCUGCUUACUUCGUAAUGUCGCGAGCUGGCUUAAGUUCUCUCUAUAUUCAGGCUGUUAGUCAGAAACAUGCUGGGAAAUACAUCUGUGAAGCUACAAAUGAACAUGGUACGGUGCAGUCAGAAGCAUUCCUCACAGUUGUUCCAUUUGAAACAAAUACAAAAGCGGAAGCAGUGACGCUCUCAGAUGCUGCUCAGAGUGAUGACAGAGCUAAAAGAUCUGGUUCGGAAGCUAGGUUUUACAGCUCAUCUCUAAAGAAGUUACGUUCCAGCACGGUGGAAUUUUCAGCAGAGAAAAACGCUACCAGUGCCUCUGUUCCCGAUGCACCCAUUAUCCUGAGCCCUCCACAGACCCAUACACCAGAUACAUACAACCUGGUCUGGAGGUCUGGGAAGAAUGGCGGGUUGCCUAUCAAUGCCUAUUUUGUGAAGUAUCGAAAGCUUGACGAUGCUGUUGGUGUGGUGGGAAGCUGGCAGACAGUUCGAGUGCCAGGAAGUGAAAAUGAGCUCCAUUUGACAGAACUGGAGCCAUCUAGUCUCUAUGAAGUUUUGAUGGUAGCCAGAAGUGCAGCAGGAGAAGGACAGCCUGCCAUGCUAACCUUCCGAACUAGCAAAGAGAAAACAGCCUCAUCCAAAAACACUCAGGCAUCUGCUCCACCCAUGGGAGUCCCUAAGCAGCCUGUUGAUUCAGAGGCAGUAAACAACAACUUUGGAGUGGUGCUUACAGAGUCCUCUAGACAUAGCGGAGUUCCAGAGGCCCCAGACCGACCUACUAUCUCUACAGCAUCAGAGACCUCAGUCUAUGUCACAUGGAUUCCGCGGGCAAAUGGGGGUUCUCCCAUCACUGCCUUCAAGGUGGAGUAUAAAAGGAUGCGGAAUAGUGAUUGGCUGGUGGCAGCUGAAGACAUCCCUCCUUCCAAGCUCUCUGUGGAAGUUCGUAGUCUAGAACCAGGUUCAACAUACAAAUUCAGGGUCAUUGCCAUCAACCAUUAUGGUGAAAGCUUUAGGAGUUCGGCUUCUCGACCUUAUCAGGUGGCUGGGUUUUCUAAUCGAUUUUCCAACCGUCCAAUAACUGGGCCUCACAUUGCAUACACUGAAGCUGUCAGUGAGACUGAGAUCAUGCUGAAGUGGACCUACAUUCCAUCAAGUAAUAAUAACACUCCCAUUCAAGGAUUUUAUAUAUAUUACCGGCCAACAGAUAGUGACAAUGACAGUGAUUACAAAAGGGAUGUUGUUGAAGGUUCAAAGCAGUGGCACAUGAUUGGCCACCUGCAGCCAGAAACCUCCUAUGACAUUAAAAUGCAGUGUUUCAAUGAAGGAGGAGAAAGCGAGUUUAGUAACGUGAUGAUCUGUGAAACCAAAGUGAAACGUGUUUCUGGAGCAUCUGAGUACCCUGUCAAAGACUUGAGCACCCCUCCAAGUUUCUCCGGAAGUGGAGGAAACGUUGGGCCUGCAACCAGCCCUACCAGAAGCAGUGAUAUGCUAUAUCUGAUUGUUGGUUGUGUACUAGGCGUCAUGGUCCUCAUUCUUAUGGUUUUCAUCGCAAUGUGUCUGUGGAAAAACCGCCAACAAAAUACCACACACAAAUAUGACCCACCAGGCUAUCUCUACCAGGGAUCAGAUAUUAAUGGGCAGAUGGUGGAGUACCCCACUCUGCCUGGCACAAAUCGGAUUAAUGGAACUGUUCAUGGGACCUUUAUACGGAAUGGAAAGCUCAGCGGUGGCUGCUCACACCUUCAUCAUAAGGUCUCCAAUGGAGUCAAUGGACUUGUGAAUGGGAGCUUAAAUGGAAGCCUUUACUCGGGGCACACUAACUCUCUAACCAGAACACAUGUGGACUUUGAACAUACUCAUCAUCUAGUGAAUGGUGGUGGAAUGUACACAGCAGUACCUCAGACUGACCCAUUGGAGUGCAUUAGCUGUCGAAAUUGCCGGAACAACAAUAGAUGUUUCACCAAAGCCAACAGUACUUUCAGCAGCAGCCCUCUCCCUGUGGUCCCAGUGGUUGCACCUUAUCCUCAGGAUAGUUUGGAAAUGAAGCCACUGAGUCACAUGCAGAUGCCUCAAUGUCUGACUUCCACAGUGCCUGAUUGUAGCCAGUUGUCUGAGGAGAGUGUCAAGGACAAUGUAGCACCAAUGCCUACCCAGCAUGCUUGCUGCCAAGACACUAGAAAUGAGAUCAACUCUGGUUGUACAAAAGAUACAGAAGAGUUCAACGGAGGAGAAAGUUGUGUCCAUUCAGAAACAGAGAGUACAACUUUAAGUUGUAAUCCUCUUCUUUCACCACCUGACUCAAAGGACUGUACUGAAAACACAGAAUGGUCUCCUCCUGGCAUUUCUUUGGACAGCCCUUCAGAGGUCUCCCAACAGCCGCAGGAAGCCUGA